Molecule: messenger RNA, 936 nt
Organism: Fusarium musae
Lineage: Eukaryota; Fungi; Ascomycota; Sordariomycetes; Hypocreales; Nectriaceae
Exons: 3
Coding region: 1-936 (311 amino acids)
Biological process (GO): nucleoside metabolic process
Molecular function (GO): catalytic activity
Source: RefSeq, a predicted model, not a curated record
AUGAAGUCUGCAAAAGAUCGUGAUCAUAUCACGAAGCAGACGCAAGCUUUGGGGUUCGAGAUGGAGAGUGUCGGCGUAUGGGAAGUCUUCCCAUGUGUUGUGAUCAAAAGCGUAUCCGAUUACGCUGAUAGCCAUAAGGCCAAGAACUGGCAGCCUUACGCUGCUGCUUGUGCAGCAUCAUAUGCGAAAGGAUUCCUUAGAUACUGGGAUUCAAACAGGAAAGAAGAGUCUGUAUCCGAGCCUGAGCAGUUUCGGAAACGGAUUAUUCAAAGCCUCAGCUAUUCAGAGAUGAACGAAAGAAGAAAUAAUAUUUCAUCAGAGGCCCCGUCUACAUUUAAUUGGAUCUUCGAGGAAUCUGUCGAAGAUCCUGUGGAACAAGACUUGGAAUGGCCCUCAUACCAAGAUUCGGAGACUAAUAGACACCCGGAAACUGAAUGGGAAACUGACACGACAUCAGACGAGGAGUUCGGACAAGAAGAAUCCCUGGAAGAUGAUGAAGGCGAUGAGGCGGGCUGGGAAACAACAUCAGACGAGAAGUCUGGAGAAGAGGAAUCGCCUGAAGUGGGAGAUGACACGGACGCAGGCUGGGGAACAGAAUCAGAUGAGAGAUCUGAUACCUCGGAAGAUUCUACCCCAAGCCAUAGACAACGGAGAAAUUGGGACAGCUUUGUUGAUUGGCUGAAGUCGGAUCUGCCCGUUUACUGGAUAACUGGGAAGCCAGGUUCUGGGAAGAGUACUCUCAUGAAAUACCUCAUAUCGGACUCCAGGACACCAGCUGCGUUGAAGAAAUGGAAGAAAGACGCAAUAAUCAUUGCACACUUCUUCUGGAAGACAGGUACACUCCUUCAAAGGUUUUCUCUGUUCAUUGGUGCGUCUAAUCCUGACGAGCGACAAGAGCAUUUCAAACAGCUCUCUUCAGAGGAUGAUGACAGAUGA